AUGUUCUUAGCAGUCUUUUCAGAGUUGAGAUGUGUCCUCUCCCUUUCUAAUUUUCAUUUCUGCCACUCUGUAACUCACCCAAGUAGCUAUGUUCAGAAGCUUAGUCUCAUCCUUAGUCCUUUUGUGUGUUUUGAAUCCCAUGUCUCCCAGCGCUGCAACGAUACACCACAGAAUCACUUCUCCCCCAAUCCUCCCACAUACACCGACGGCAGCCCCAACAAGCCCCGAGUAGCAAAUACAGGCUACGACUGUUACUUCGACACCGCACAUGGGCUAUGGGGCUUCUGCCCAACACCCGUAACGGCAUCCAGUGGCUGCAGCCUAGUAGGUUUCUGUUUCGACAGCGUCGCCUGUACAACAGGCUGGGGAACAGAAACGCUGCGUGCAGUUACAAACUACGUGGAUACAUUCACGACGACAUCUCAAUCCUUCUCGUUCCUUGCUAGCCUAAUCACCUCACCAGUCUCUCCCGCAGAAUCUCCAAACCCAUCAGCCUCUACCUCCUUCUCUUUAUCUUUCCACUCCUCAAACAUCGGCGCCAUCAGCGGCGGCGCCGUAGCUGCCAUAGUCGUAAUCUGCCUCACGGUUCUUGGUGUGCUGCUUAUACGAUGGAAAGGAUGUAAGGGUGGUAAAGCUGCUUCUAAAAACGACUCAGGACAUAGCAUGCAAGGCUUGGUUGGCGGGAAAAAGAGUGGUGAGCAGGUGAAGAGUAGAUAUGAGGCUGUGGAGAUGUAA
Molecule: messenger RNA, 735 nt
Organism: Bipolaris oryzae ATCC 44560
Lineage: Eukaryota; Fungi; Ascomycota; Dothideomycetes; Pleosporales; Pleosporaceae
Exons: 4
Coding region: 1-735 (244 amino acids)
Source: RefSeq, a predicted model, not a curated record